Puccinia graminis f. sp. tritici CRL 75-36-700-3 is the source of this 1566-nucleotide messenger RNA. RefSeq lists its product as uncharacterized. The coding region runs from base 1 to 1566 and encodes 521 amino acids. The transcript is spliced from 2 exons. Lineage: Eukaryota; Fungi; Basidiomycota; Pucciniomycetes; Pucciniales; Pucciniaceae. The record is from RefSeq and is a predicted model, not a curated record.
AUGGCUCAAGAAAUGGAUUCUACACUCAAUUUCACCCUUGGUCCCGAUGCUAAUCUCUUGCCUGAACUACAGGGUGUACUAGAUGGUUUCAUACAUGGGUAUGAUCAAGGGAUCCCCAAGCACGGUAUUGGUGCGCUAAGGUGGUUCACCCCAGAGAAUCACAGUUCGGCAGUUCUAGCAAGAGACAAGAUUCACGCCUCGAUCUCCCAAGAGGUAGAAAGCCAAGCGAAUGUUCGGACCUCACCUUUAGGCUUGGUAGUCAAUGCAGAUGGAAAAAUGCGUCCAAUUAACGACCUAUCCUUUCCGAAAAAGGACCUGACUAUACCUUCAGUCAACUCCUUCGUGAAUAAAUCUCAUUUUGAGACGACGUGGGACGAUUUUAACAUUGUCACAGAAUUUUUCAGACAAAAUGACGGUCAGUUCGACCUGGCCCUAUUCGACUGGGAGAAGGCAUAUCGGCAAGUACCCACCAGAAUGGACCAAUGGCCUUUCCUCAUGGUACAAGAUCUAGAUGGCGGUCUAUUCAUAGACACACGAAUUACCUUUGGGGCGGUGGCCGGUUGUGGGUCGUUCGGGAUACCAGCGGACGCGUGGAAGAGGAUUAUGACCCACGAAUUCGAUGUCGAAAAAAUAUUCAGGUGGGUUGAUGAUAACCUGUUUGUCAAACGAUCAUCCAAAUCUUUUAGUAUUCGAGACAUCGUGUCGAGGUCCCUGGAAUUAGGGGUGCAGACAAACGAAGAAAAAUGCUCAGAUUUCAGUAUUGAACAGAAGUUUAUAGGGUUUGUUUGGAACGGAAGGGAUUCGACGGUCCGUCUACCCAAGCCAAAGCUGGAACAGCGAAUAACGCAAAUAGAGGUAUUUCUAGUACCGAAGGCCGAAUUCAAGUAUAACGACGCUGAAGUAUUGGCUGGUCGUUUGAAUCACGUCUCGUACCUGCUACCCCAACUACGAGCAUACCUCCGCGGAGUCUACCGAUGGAUGAACGAAUGGAAGAAAAAGAUGGCUACUAGAACGGUCCCUGCAGACGUCAUCUCUGACCUUGCUUUUUGGCGGGAAUCCCUCUUAAAUUUUGAGCACACUCGACUGGUUCAGUCAUGCGAGGAGAAGGAGUUGAACUGGGUAGGCGACGCCUCCACAGGUUUUGGAAUAGGCGUCCUGAUUGGGCACAGGUGGUGCCAGUUCAGGAUGAAGGAGACAUGGAGGGAAGGGACCCCUUCCAGAGGAAUAGCAUGGUUAGAGACCGUAGCGAUCAGACUAGGCGUACUUAUGUUGAUAGAGUUGCAUCUAGUUGCAAAGGGGACGAACUGCGUGGUCUGGACCGACAACACGGUGACACAAGCGACACUCGUCUCCAAGAAGUCUAAGGAUGCCUUUGUCAACGACGAGUGGAAGAUCAUUCAAACCCUCCUCAUAACGAAUCAGCUAGAUAUUACCCCGAAAAGGGUUGCCUCUAAAGACAACCGGGCAGACGCGUUGUCCAGGGGGAUACAAAAGCCUCAUGUCAAGGAGAACAGGGUCUGGGUGGACAUCCCCAACGACUUGGUACCUUUCCUGUUUCACGCAUAG